CUUCAUUAUGGGAGAGAGCGUUUAUUUGCACCGGAGAAAAUAGGUCAGCACGGUGUAUAAGUGGCAGAUUCAUUCGACGGAUGUCCGAUACGCGUGCUCCCGUAAAAGAUAAUAAUUGCUUCCGUGGCUUCGACCUCAGCGUCAACGGUGCUGAACCUCAGAUGGUGGAAUUCCCGAGUAUUGCCGCCCCGAGUCAGGAGGCCCAUUUGGGGUCGGAGCACCGGCGCCGCCAUCUUCACGUGCACUCUCCGGCCGUGGUGAGCCGGAUCUAGCAACCGGUUGACUGGACACCGUGAUCCGUACGGAGCUCAAGCUUGCGAUGACCAGUCGAUACUUUGUUGCGGAUAUGCAUACCCAUGAAUUGGAUUUCCUCGAAGCCACCUCGACUGGGUUCUAAAUGGGCCACUCAAGCUACAGGGUGUUGAUACUCGUCAGCGACUCGUGAGCAAGGCCGCCGUCCGUUUUGGGGAACCGUGUUCCCCUGGUUUCAGUGUCGCAGUCGCACCAGCCAAACAUAUGGCAUGCAAAGGGGUCAGGAGUGCAGCCGACUUGAAGGUGUGUGUUGCACUCGAGCACUGCA
Colletotrichum phormii is the source of this 580-nucleotide messenger RNA. RefSeq lists its product as uncharacterized. The record is from RefSeq and is a predicted model, not a curated record. The transcript has a single exon. NCBI's taxonomy places the organism in Eukaryota, Fungi, Ascomycota, Sordariomycetes, Glomerellales, Glomerellaceae. The coding region runs from base 81 to 272 and encodes 63 amino acids.